GCAUGUUCAAUCAGAGAAUAGUUAGCCUGGCCACCACCCUCCCGUGUCACCGAAGGCUUUCGAGCAACGACAAACGGAGUUAUUUUCGUCUCUAUUACUCAAGGCUUGUAUUGUGUGGUGUGUAUUUUACUAGAAAGCCCGAUAAACUGGUUAGAUAACGUUCGGUGAGCUCUUUAGUGUGUUUAACAGAAAAAACAAGGUGUAGUUUCCUUUCGUGGAUUGUGGGAGUGGCUGUACACGGCCCUUGGUUUCUGUUCCUGUGGUUUGAAGGGGAUAAAAUCUAACGGAUCCAAUAAGAUGGCAGACUGUGUCAGCAAGGUGGAGCUGAGUGUCUCCUGUGCUAACCUGCUGGAUAAAGAUGUGGGGUCAAAGUCUGAUCCUCUGUGUGUCCUGCUGGAGAGCACUGGAGGAGAUAAGUGGGCUGAGCUGGGCCGCACUGAGCGUCUGAAGAACAACUCCAGCCCGUCCUUCAGUCAGCGUCUCCGACUGGAUUAUCACUUCGAGAAAGUUCAGAACCUGAAGCUGGGUGUCUACGACAUCGACAACUCCAGCUCUGACCUUGGUGAUGAUGACUACCUGGGAGGGGUGGAGAUCACACUUGGGCAGAUAGUUUCCAGCAAAACUGUGACCAGACCUCUACAGCUGAAGAAGGGCAAACCUGCAGGGAAGGGAACCAUUACUAUCACAGCAGAGGAGAUAAAGGACAACAGAGCCAUUGAGUUGGAGUGGGAGGCUAAAAACCUUGACAAGAAGGAUACGUUUGGGAAGUCUGAUCCAUUCCUGGAGUUUUUCAGACAGGGAGAUGAUGGAAAAUGGCAGCUGGUCCACAGGACAGAGGUUGUGAAGAACAAUCUGAAUCCAACCUGGAAGAAGUUCACCAUCCCUCUGCAGACUUUCUGCUACAGCGACCUUGAAAGACCUCUGAAGGUGGAUUGUUCUGAUUACGACAGCGAUGGAUCUCAUGAUCUGAUUGGUUCUUUCACCACUAAAGUCUCCGAUAUGCAGAAAGCAGCACACGGCUCACCGGUGCAAUUUGACUGCAUCCAUCCCGAGAAACAGAAGAAGAAGAAGAGCUACAAGAACUCUGGAGUUGUCUCUGUCAAGAGCUGCAAGCUGAUCACUCAGUACACUUUCCUGGACUAUGUGAUGGGCGGCUGCCAGAUCAACUUCACCGUUGGGAUCGACUUCACUGGCUCUAAUGGUGAUCCUCGCUCACCCAACUCUCUCCACUAUAUGAGUCCAGAUGGGCUGAACCAGUACCUGUCUGCUCUGUGGUCUGUGGGCCAGGUCAUCCAGGACUAUGACACCGAUAAACUGUUCCCAGCGUUUGGUUUUGGAGCCAAAUUACCUCCAGACUACCAGGCAGCACACCACGAAUUCGCGCUGAAUUUCAACCCAACUAACCCUUACUGCCAAGGCAUCCAGGGGAUUGUUGAAGCCUACAGGAUGGUUUUGCCUCAGCUCAGGCUCUCUGGACCAACAAACUUCUCCCCCAUCAUCAACCACGUUGCCUCCAUUGCUGCCAGUGCCGCACAGGCUAAUGCUGCCGCUCAAUACUUUGUCCUGCUUAUCCUCACUGAUGGUGAGAUCACUGACUUUGACCAGACGAGGGAUGCCAUCGUUCGGGCAUCAAGACUCCCCAUGUCAAUCAUUAUUGUGGGGGUAGGACCAGCUGACUUUAAGGCCAUGGAGCUUCUGGACGGAGAUGACGGUGUGCUUAGGUCAACAGUUGGAGAAUCAGUCGCCAGAGACAUUGUCCAGUUCGUGCCGUACAGACAGUUUGCAGAUGCUCCUCAGGCUGCUCUGGCUCAGGCUGUGCUGGCCGAGGUUCCCAAUCAGGUGGUCUCUUAUUUUAAAAUGAGAGGGCUGGAACCACCAAAAUCUCAGGCUGCUGCUAAAUCCUAAACCUAAAAAUCCUAAACUUUCCACAUGCCCUAAAGCCCACCCUCACAUUCCCCAAAACCGAAGGCCCACCCUCAUGUCAUUCCAACCCACCGCUAGACCACAUGCCCCUACUUGGCCUUCAGCCACCAAAGUUGACCACUCUUCAAGGACCAUGCUGAUGUGUUAGCCAAUUGCAGAACAGCACUCGACUAUUAGCCAAUCAGGAUGCCACAAGAAAACAUCCCAGUUUUGUUUACUCCAUUUAAGAAUCUCUUUGUUUCCAGAUCUUCGUCUUCUAUAGGUGGAAUGAUAAUCUUGUAAUAUAGAUUAUUUAUUCCUUCUGCUGCUUCCACAGUAUCUAUGCAGAUCACGUGUGUUUGUUAGCACAUGUUUGGAAAUCAAAGAGAGAGACACACACACACACACACACACACACACACACACACACACACACACACACAGGGGAAAACGUGUUUUGUUCCAGGUGUAUUCUAAAAGAAGAAGAAAGAUGCGAUCUCUAACAACUGUACAGAUGUUUGGGUUUUUUCAUUCAUUUCAGUAUAGUUUUAGCACAGCAGCCCCUAGUGGAUAUGAGUGGCACUGCAGCUGCUGGUUCCUCAGCUCUGUGUGUGUGUGUGUGUGUGUGUGUGUGUGUGUGUGGCUCUGAUUAGCUUUUUUGUUAAUGUGCCAAUACCUUGCACUUUGCUAUUAGACUAAAUGCUGGAAGAUUAUAUUACAAAUGAUAUAUAGCUUUACACCUACAGCCUUACUAUAGACUUUAAUUAUAGUGUACCCUUAGUUUAGCUUCUUUCUUGCUACUUGAGCCUGAAUGUUUCGGAUUGCGCUCUCUUACUGCUGGUUGCUAAUGCUGCCAUUUUGGCUCCCAGCACACAAGCUCCACUUUGCACAUUAUGUCAGUAAUGUUUGCAGGUUACAUAGUAAAUCUGAACAUCUGCAGUUCAACUGCAAUCAGUGAAUAUAAUUGAUUGAAAUAUAGUCGAGGUUGGACAUUAAAGAAAAUAUAAUGUGAGCUUUAUAACGAAACAGUCGGUAUCAAACAUAAUGUGCAAAGUGAAGUGAAAGUUUGGAACAUCGACUGUAAAGUGCCUUUUAGAAUAAACCUGAAUACUUUUCACACUUGAAUGAAUCCUGGGAGCCAAAAUGGCCACGUGUGCAGCACAGUGACAUCACUGCUCGCUGUCAUGCUCUCUUUAGAUCCUAUGCAAAUAAGAUGUUUUUGAAGUUGGAAAAAAAUUGUUUCCAAAGCAAACACGAACACUUAUAACAUGAAUUUGUAUUUAAGCUUGAACUCCAUAUCACAGCAACAUGUCCAGGCUUUGUGAAGGAUUAAUGCCAAGGAAAACACGAGAUAGAAAAGUAAGCAAUUAAUAAUCAGACUAAGCUUUUAUGUAACUGAAACGCAGUGAAGUCAUAAAACAGCCGGCAUUGUAGACACUUUAAGAAGCCUCGAUAUAAACACGACUCCUUCAGCCUGGGAUGCUGGCAUUUAAAACGUGUCAAAAUAUAUGUUUACAGCAUAGUCACAUUUAAUUUUGUUAUAAAAUACACUGUUACCACAGCUUCAACUGUAAAGACUUCUAAACAAUUAUUAGAUGUUGUGCCUUUUUUUUUUUUUUUUUUUUUUUUUUUUUAAAAGAUUAGCUAGAGAAAAUGCAGGAAAGGAAGGAGGAAAAAUGGGAAACACAAAGAAGUGCUCGGUUAAACUGAAACCCUUGACUUUGUGGUCAGUGUCUUGACCUCCAAACUCAUGGGGUGGCAAGAUUUAGCUUUUGUACUCAUGUCACAUCACCACUUUUGCGCAAGAUGUUGAUUUAAAAACAAAAAAAGUGACAGUUGUUAAUCAACGUUCGAUUCUCACAGCGAAUUUUAGGUCAAAUUUUUGUACUCUGUAUUGAUUGUAUUUUUAUUUCAACUUGAGCCAAGAUUUGUUGUUUCAGUCUCAUGAAAGAACGCAAGCGCUGGUUUGAUUUUCUUCAAUUAAAACCCUGAUAGAUCAGAUCUCCAGGGGAAAAAAGGUCAGGUGAUCAAACAUGUUGUUUUAUCUAUUUUUAAUUGAAACAGUAUUUCACCAUGAAUAUGGGUAAUAGAAAGCCACCUCCUCUGCACAGCGUCCUGAUAGACUCGCAGGAAGUGAAUCCUCUGCUAAUUUUGUCACAGAAGUUCAGAGAUCAGCUGAAUGGGAUAAACUGAUUCUUGAUAAAACACCAUCUCUCUUGUUUUGCUUUACUGUUUGCCAAAAUCCUUUUCCUUGCAGAACUGAUUAUAAUUAUCACAGCAGCGCACACAACUUCUGUAUUAACAGCUGUGAUCAGUUCAACAGAAGGAUCAGUUUCAUUUAAAUACAUUUUAAACCACUGCAAAGUUUGUUUGUUUUUUAAGUUCCACGUCUUGGACAAAAUUUGGGAGAAAAGUCUGUUUUUAUUUUGUUUGUUUUUUUUAAAUUUCUUUUCUGCUCUAUGCCAACUUUUAGGUUGGGAGCUGCUGGUUUAUUUCUGCUGUGGCAAAAGGGUUAGGGUUAGUCUUAGAAACAGGCCUGCAGUAUUUGAAUUUUCUGCAAACAGAAAAUUCUAAAUUUGUUGUAGAAAAAGAUAAUUAAAUCUAUUAUUGUUCUGAUUUUAUUUUAGUUGUUUUGGGGUUAUUUUUUUGUGCCAAACAUUAGUAGAUUCAGUAGAAAGUUUGUUUCUUUGAGGUUGUUUUUCACCUUCACCCUGACCUGGUGCUUCUAAAGGAAGGGAAACUUCUGUUUUCACAUGUUGAAUACUGAAAUAUAUUUUUGUUCUAGUAAAACAUAUUUUAGGAGACCAUGAUUAAUCACAUUGAUUGGUCACAUGAUGCUGCCAUCUCACAAACCCACAGUAGCAACAAAUUAAGCUUAAGAUUAGGUAUUAAUAAUAAUAAUAAUAAUAGUAAAGCACUGCAUCUCCCAUAAUAUUCCCACAGUGCUGCAGGUUGUGAUUAGAAUAGUUUGUAGAGCCACAGUGUAAUGUGACUAGCAGCUCCACUGCUCGUUCGGCUAACUACUAUUGACUUACCUGUGUAACUAAACCAGUAUAAACCUGUCUGUGAAGAAUGCUUGUCUCAAGGCGGUAAUAAAAACUGGGAAAAGGAAAA
This is a messenger RNA of Oreochromis aureus, 5016 nucleotides long. It is a transcript of the gene cpne1, whose product is annotated as copine I. Gene Ontology annotation, molecular function: calcium-dependent phospholipid binding; RNA binding. Gene Ontology annotation, biological process: regulation of canonical NF-kappaB signal transduction; cellular response to calcium ion; regulation of RNA splicing. The transcript has 16 exons. The record is from RefSeq and is a predicted model, not a curated record. The coding region runs from base 298 to 1905 and encodes 535 amino acids. Lineage: Eukaryota; Metazoa; Chordata; Actinopteri; Cichliformes; Cichlidae. Gene Ontology annotation, cellular component: plasma membrane; ribonucleoprotein complex; nucleoplasm.